AUGGAAAUCGAAAGUGGCACACGUGUGUUUAGCGCCGUGGAGGCGAAGGAUGUUUGUGUACGACGGGACAGUGACGAGUCUGGAGAUGACAUACUGUCGGAGCAGAGCGGAAGCUCCCGUUUUCAUUCAGAGGAGGAGGGAGACAUCGCUCUCGACUCCUGCUCAUCAGAUGAAGAGUGGCAGCCUGAGACUCCUGUAGCUGGUAAACGGCCACACAGUGCAGCAUUCCAGGAGAGUAGCUCAGAGGAAUCUGAUGAGGAGCAUUGUCCUUCUACCCCCCAGACACCUCGCAGCAGAAGAUCAAGGGGAAGAGGCAGAGGAAGAGCUAGAGCCAAUAGCGAGCAAAGCUCUUCAUCUGCUCUCCCAGAAGAGAAGUGGUUGGAUGUCAGCGACCCUGACAUAACACCUGUCCAGCCUGUCUUCAGACCAGUUCAUACCCCUGGACCCAAACUCAUCCCGACAGCAGCAUACACAGCCCUCCAGCUCUUCCAGUUCUUUUUCACAAACUCUGUUCUCCAAACAAUAGUGACUAACACUAAUGAAUAUGGAAGAGCACACCACACAACAGCAUCCAACCCUUGGGCAGAUAUCACUCUCCAGGACAUGUUCUCAUUCAUGGCUCUGGUUAUUUACAUGGGGAUUGUGAAGUGCUCAGCCUUCCCUGACUACUGGAGAGGAGGCAGCUUGUACAGCCUGCCAUUUCCUUCAACCGUAAUGUCCAGAAAUAAAUUCAGGCGGAUCAACCAAUCCCUCCAUUUGAACAGCAGAGCAGAUGAUGCGGCCAAUGACGAACGGAGAGGCACACCAACUUAUGACCGCCUAUGCAAGAUAAAGCCCCUCUAUGAGGAGAUGCGAACUGCAUGCAAGCAGAAUUUUCACCCUGCGCAGGCAAUUGCAGUAGACGAGAGAAUGGUUGCUUCAAAGGCACGAAUUGGACUAAAGCAAUAUAUGAAGAACAAACCUGUGCGUUGGGGUUACAAGUUGUUUGUGCUUGCAGACUCAAAGAGUGGCUACACCUGGGACUUCUUUGUGUACCAAGGGAAGCAGGUGUCAAGUGAGAAGGGCCUUGGUUACAGGUCAGUGACCCAACUGCUGGACACCACGCUCCUAGGCACCGGUUAUAAGUUGUUUGUGGACAACUUUUACACAAGUCCUGCCCUCUUCCGUGAUCUGCUGAAGCAAAAGGUCUGGGCAUGUGGAACCAUCCGCACCAACGGGAGAGUCAACCACAUGAGCUCCAGAUCGCCACGUGGCAGUAUCCGCUGGAUAAGGAAAGACUCCCUUCUCUUUCUACAGUGGAAAGAUACAAGGGAUGUCUUCAUGUGCUCCACUUUUCACACGGCCCACGGACCUGACACUGUGAGCAGAAGGGUGAAGGGCGAAGAUGGCCAGUGGACCAAAAAAGACAUCCCUGUUCCUCCAGCAGUAAAAGAAUACAACCAAUACAUGGGAGGAGUGGACCUAUCUGAUGCCCUCAUCACUUACUACAAAGUCCUGCACAAAACCCGCAAGUGGUACAAGACAUUUUUCUACCAUUUUAUGGACAUUGCCACGGUGAACGCCUUCAUACUGCAUAAAGAGCUGGCCAUGGGGAAAGGUGGAAAACCCCUGACCCAGAAGGCCUUCAGGGAGACUCUGGCUGAGCAGCUGGCUCAGGUAGGCUCAGCCACCACAUCCACACCAGCACCAUCCGCACCUGCACCAUCAACAUCGGGCCCCUCGCAUCACAAACCAGUAUACAUCAGUGGCGACAGCUCAAAAGGCAGACUGAAAUGCAGGCAGUGCCAUUCAAAGACCCCUGUCAAGUGUGGGUCCUGCAACAUCCCUCUGUGCUUUGUGGCCAAUAGGGACUGUUACAAUGCCUGGCACAAUGCACAAGGACUGUAG
Molecule: messenger RNA, 1887 nt
Organism: Cheilinus undulatus (humphead wrasse)
Lineage: Eukaryota; Metazoa; Chordata; Actinopteri; Labriformes; Labridae
Product: piggyBac transposable element-derived protein 4-like
Exons: 4
Coding region: 1-1887 (628 amino acids)
Source: RefSeq, a predicted model, not a curated record